UAUUCAUUUUGAAAAACAUGAUAACAGGUUUGUUGCUUGCGUUUCUCCUCGCCUCUGCUACUUCACGAGAGGUCCAAACUAAUGACCUCAAUGAUAUUUUUGAUGCGGUGUGGGAUAUCUUGAACGCGCUGAGAAUGACGAUCAAGCUACCGGAUGAUGCAGGCUUAAACAUAACUCAGUUACUAACCAAAUACAACUAUCCGGUUGAAGAACACACAGUAGUCACAGAAGAUGAAUACACUCUAUCCUUGUUCCGGAUACCGACCGGUAGAGCCGAUACCAACAACUUAUCCAAGCCUCCCGUGUUCCUCAUGCACGGUCUGCUGUCAUCUGCGACGGAUUUUUGUAACAUGGGACCCAAAAAAUCCCUCGCAAUGAUACUCGCAGAUGCUGGGUUUGACGUAUGGCUCGGUAAUAGCAGAGGGAAUAAACUGUCCAGAAAGCACGUAACUUUGGAUCCGGAUAGAAAUUCGUCUUAUUGGGAUUUUAGUUUCCAUGAAAAAGGAAUCUACGACUUGCCAGCUUCAAUCGACUACGUACUGAACGUCACCGGGCUUCCGUCAUUGUCGUAUAUCGGGCACUCUGAAGGAACGACCGACUUUUUCGCAAUGGGUUCUGAAAAGCCAGAAUAUAAUUCCAAAAUCGACAUCGCCAUUGCGUUAGCUCCGAUAGCUUAUAUGGAGAACGUGACUAGUCCUUUAGUGCGAUUAAUGGUAGAUUAUAUGACAACAUUGAAGCUCAUUGCGGAUGUUGUCGGAAUCCACGAACUCCCUUCUUCCCGUUGGUUAUCGCUGCUAGGAGAUCUGAUGUGCAACGACGAAUCAGACUUUCAAUGCAACUGUGCGAUGUUAUUUGAAAUAUUGGUGGGCGAUGACAUCGAGCAAUUCAAUUUGUCGACUAUUCCUAUUAUCUUGAGCAACGCGCCAGCUGGCAUUUCACUGAGACAACUAGAACACUACGGUCAGAUGAUAAGAUCGGCGCGCUUUCAAAAGUACGACUACGGACUCGCAAAUAUUUUACAUUACGGACAGUUUACCCCGCCAUCUUAUAAUACCAGCAAGAUAUCCGCGCCCAUGGCAAUAUUUUAUGCACAAAAUGAUGCCUUCGCUGCCACAAUAAACGUGGAGCAAUUGAUAUCUGAACUGCCUGACCUGAAAGAAGCAAUCCUCAUCCAGUACGCUUCAUUCAAUCAUCUCGACUUUUUGUGGGCUAUAGACGUGAAGGAGCUUUUGUACGACAAAGUGAUCGAUACUUUAAAGAAAUAUGUAACUGUAAAUUCAAAUAUAUCUCGAAAGUAA
Cylas formicarius (sweet potato weevil) is the source of this 1298-nucleotide messenger RNA. Its product is annotated as lipase 3-like. Gene Ontology annotation, molecular function: hydrolase activity, acting on ester bonds. The record is from RefSeq and is a predicted model, not a curated record. Bases 18 to 1298 code for a protein of 426 amino acids. The transcript has 7 exons. Gene Ontology annotation, biological process: lipid metabolic process. Lineage: Eukaryota; Metazoa; Arthropoda; Insecta; Coleoptera; Brentidae.